GUAUUGUAAAAAUAGUAAAUAAGUUAUGGCCUUAGUUGGCCAAGUAUUGGUUAACAACGAAAACCAUUGACAUUUUGAAAGUGUGUAAUAAUGGGACAAACAACGAGUGGCCAGAAUUUUGCUGCUAGCAUGGUAUCUCAGGGGCACCCUGCUGGGCAAAAACCAGAUGAUGGCGUUACAUGGUGGUGCAAAAUCUUAGCAACAACAUGCUGCAUUGUUGCAGGACUGACUGCAAUGUUAACAGGGCUGUUCCGCCUACUAACUUUUACACCAUUGUGCCUUGUUGCUGGCAUUUUACUCAUGUUGUUAGGUUUUGGAGUCAUCUUACUAGAAGCUCCUUGCUGCUGUCAGUUUCUUGAUUUUAUUCAGCCCAUUAGUCGCUUCAGUGAAAGAAGGUCAUACUGGCAAAAGGCAUUUGCAUAUGCUCUGCCUGCUUUCAUUCCUCCCAUAUUAUGUUUCUCUGUAACUACAAUGUGUGGCAGUGCCCUUUUGAUUGCUUCUGGAGUUGUAUAUGGGCUGAUUGCUUUAGGAAAGAAGGCUGAUAGAGAUAUUAUGCUGUCGAGGGCAAGGGGCGAUGAUGUGGAGAUGAAAGAGACUUUAAUAACCAACGAGGUGACGCCAGUUCCGGCUAAUCCAUAACAUGAUCAAAUUACUGCGUUAAGUUUACUGUGAUUUAAUGAAAGAAUAGAUUCAAAGUGGCACAGGCAUCUAUUAUCAUUGCUUCAGAUCUGCGCUUUUAUCUGCAAGUUUGCUCAUGUUCAUAUAUCUAAAACUCCUGUGUUCUCAUUUUGGAAGUGGUAAAUUUAACAUUAAAAUUGUAUUUUUUGUUGUUGGAAAAUAUGAUGGAAUCGGUUCAUUCUGAAGUAAAUGAAGUCUUUAUACUACAUUCCAAAAUGUAAACAGAGUAAUUGUCACAGAGAGUAAUCACAGAUAAAGCAUUUAUCACAUAGAAUAUGUAAAUUAAAGAUCAUCUAUAUCAUUUUUUGGCUUUGCUGCUAAAUGAAAGUGCAUGCUAAAAAAUUUUUCAUAUUUUAAAUGAAUUGAGUGUUUUAAAAUGUCAGUGAUUUUAAUUUAUUAUGUCCGAGCUAAAGUUUUGUGUAUAAUUUAAUGUUAUGAAACAAUAUCUGACAACUUCUGUAACUAUUCUGCUCCUUUCUGAUACUGUGAUAGUCAGCUUACACCUCAGACAUGGCAUAUUAAUGUUUCUUUUAA
Molecule: messenger RNA, 1212 nt
Organism: Physella acuta
Lineage: Eukaryota; Metazoa; Mollusca; Gastropoda; Physidae
Product: calcium channel flower homolog
Biological process (GO): vesicle-mediated transport
Cellular component (GO): membrane
Source: RefSeq, a predicted model, not a curated record